Messenger RNA from Esox lucius (northern pike), 1458 nucleotides. Its product is annotated as stathmin-like. Gene Ontology annotation, cellular component: neuron projection; cytoplasm. Gene Ontology annotation, molecular function: tubulin binding. NCBI's taxonomy places the organism in Eukaryota, Metazoa, Chordata, Actinopteri, Esociformes, Esocidae. Gene Ontology annotation, biological process: microtubule depolymerization; neuron projection development; regulation of microtubule polymerization or depolymerization. The record is from RefSeq and is marked provisional.
GAAUUCGCGGCAACGGAUUGUGUACGGAGGAAGGUCUGUUUCGCUGUUUACAAAGGUGCAUCAGCUCACUCCCUGCUGCUGAAAUGGCAACCCCCGGUGAUGAUAUUCAGGUUAAGGAGAUUGACAAACGUGCAUCUGGCCAGGCAUUUGAGGUGAUCCUGGCAGCUCCGACUCCAGAUGCCAAAGGGGAGUUCCCCUUGUCUCCCCCCAAGAAGAAAGACCUGUCCCUCGAGGAGAUUCAGAGGAAACUGGAGGCUGCUGAGGAAAGGAGGAAGUCCCAUGAAGCGGAGGUACUUAAACACCUUGCUGAGAAAAGGGAGCAUGAGAAGGAGGUUCUAAGGAAAGCCAUGGAGGAUAACAACAAUUUCAGCAAAAUUGCUGAAGAGAAGCUCAACCAGAAAAUGGAGGCCAACAAAGAGAACAAGGAGGCCCUUCAGGCAGCAAUGAGCGAGAAGUUCAAAGAGAAGGACAAGAAACUGGAAGAGGUGCGUGCCAAGAAGGAAACCAAAGAGGGUUGUGCUGAGGCAUCAGAAAACUGAAUAUUUCAGUCUGUAUGGGGAGUUGUGUACUAUAGUUUCUUUUCUUUUUUUUACAUAUCCAAAGAUUGAUUUAUAUGUAGUUGAUGGCCAGUAUUUGUGUUCACUGCCACCCCCUUUGUAUUGAAAUGUUCCCACUCUGAAUUGUUUAACUUCCUGCUAGAAGUGUACUUACAGUAGUUUUACAUGUGGAUAUUUUUGUCCCCUGUUUGCUUCUAUCCCUAGGCUGUCAAACUGUUGAAUCCCAUCCUCGUUCCCUUCAAAUGGCAGUGGAGGAUGGGUUUCAGACCUGUUCAUUCGUUGAGCUUUUAGAAUUUGGGGAAAACGAGGAUGGUGGAAGUGGCUUAGUCUGCUAGUAAACAUUUGAGACAAGCUACAUCUCCGGGAAAUGGCCUUUGUCAUGGCAGCUUCUGACCUAAUACUUGGUGAAGUACUUAUGUAAAGGUUCCUUUACCUUCUCUUCCACUAUCUUUGGAGCAGUGUAUCUACCACGCCCCACUGGUCAUUGCACUUACUGACCGUUAAUCCUCCAUCCCGACUUUUAUUCUAUUGAUCUGUUUUCAAUUUCUUGCAGCUGGUGUUGUAUUGCAGCUUUGCUUGAAAAAGACCUGUGGCUGUCUCUGGUGUCUUAGUCCAGAGGCGCAGUAGCGCUUAACCUCGUCGUACCCUAAAGGAUGCCAUUUCGGACGCGACUUGUCUUACUGACGCAGGUUUAAUGCUUUUGUAGAAAGUGGGGGUUUGUCUCAAACACAUGACUUAAUACUGUUGUAGGGCCAGGAAGGAGCUUUUGCCAGACUUGUUAAUCAUCUAGUAUGUUACUGUGAAAGUGGGUAUGCCCAUGGAAUGCAAUGCACCUUCACAUCUCAAUAGCUAUGGUAACAAGUUGAACUGUUGUACUAACAAUAAAGAAUUCUCACUCUUU